Molecule: messenger RNA, 526 nt
Organism: Megalops cyprinoides (Indo-Pacific tarpon)
Lineage: Eukaryota; Metazoa; Chordata; Actinopteri; Elopiformes; Megalopidae
Product: 40S ribosomal protein S24
Exons: 5
Coding region: 52-447 (131 amino acids)
Biological process (GO): translation
Cellular component (GO): ribosome
Molecular function (GO): structural constituent of ribosome
Source: RefSeq, a predicted model, not a curated record
GCCAAAGGUCCUUCGGUCUUUUUCAGUUUCUUAAGCGAGGCAGCUGCCAGCAUGAACGACACAGUCACAGUUAGGACCAGGAAAUUCAUGACGAACAGGUUGCUUCAGAGGAAGCAAAUGGUUGUUGAUGUCCUCCACCCCGGCAAGGCGACAGUCCCGAAGACCGAAAUCAGGGAGAAGCUUGCCAAAAUGUACAAGACCACACCAGAUGUGGUGUUCGCUUUUGGCUUCCGGACUCAGUUCGGCGGCGGCAAAACAACAGGGUUUGCCAUGGUUUAUGACUCCCUGGAUUACGCCAAGAAGAAUGAGCCCAAACACAGACUGGCCAGGCAUGGUCUGUUUGAGAAGAAGAAGUCCUCCAGGAAACAGCGCAAGGAGAGAAAGAACAGAAUGAAGAAAGUGCGAGGUGUUGCCAAGGCUAGCGUGGGUGCAGCUGGCAAAAAGUGAGCCAACAUAGUCAAAGAACCUCAUUCAAGAUCACGCUUUUGGAUACCAUCAUCAAAUAAAUUACAAAAAAAAAUUGAAA